UUUUCUAUUGUGAGGAGUCCGGAUAUAAUGUGGAUGAAAUUUGAAACCCAAGAGCCCAGUGUAAAUAUAAUUGGCUUCAAAUCGUUAACUUCCGUCAUUCAAUACAGUAUACAGAAUAAAUAGAAUACCGGCAGCUGUUAUUGACCCAAAUACAUGGACUUAGUAGUGUAAAGAAAGCAGAUAUUAAACAAAAUGGCCCAUCGACCUUUCAUCACCUAUUUUAUCGUCUACCUUACCAUACACAAGAUCAGCACGAAGCAGCCCCACAUAUUGCUGAUCGUUGCAGACGACUAUGGAUUCCACGAUAUUGGUUACCAUAACCGCGACUUUCAGACUCCGAAUUUGGACAAGCUCGCUUUAGGUGGUGUUCGUCUCGAGAAUUACUAUGUUCAACCGAUUUGUACUCCUACAAGAAGCCAGCUGCUUUCCGGCAGAUAUCAAAUUCACACAGGUCUACAGCACAACAUCAUAUGGCCAGAUCAGCCCAGUGGUUUACCACUAGAUAGCCCAACACUUGCUGAUAAGCUCAAAGAGGCUGGCUACUCAACACAUGCUGUCGGAAAAUGGCAUCUAGGCUUCUAUAAAGAUGAUUAUAUACCGACGAACAGGGGCUUCGAUUCUUUCUUUGGUUUCCUUACUGGAGGCGAGACCUACUACACUCACUAUCUUUGCUAUGACAACAAGUGUGGCACGGACAUGCGCGAUAUGACCCAUCCUACAGACGCUUACAACGGAACCUACUCCACCACAUUGUUUGCUGAAAAAGCGAUAGAUGUUAUCAAUAACCAUGAUGAAGACAAGCCCCUAUUUCUGUACGUCCCUUUCCAAGCUGUGCACGCUCCGAUGGAAGUACCGGAGAAAUACAUGGAGCCUUAUCGACACAUCAACGACAAAUUCAGGCGUAUAUACGCAGGUAUGGUGGCGUGCAUGGAUGAAGCCGUUGGGAAUAUAACAGAAGCCAUGACAAAGAGGGGGUUUUGGGAUGACACUGUUUUGGUUUUUACUACAGAUAACGGUGGCGAAAUUGCUGCUGGGGGCAAUAAUUACCCUCUCCGUGGCUGGAAACAUUCUUUGUGGGAUGGAGGCAUGCAUGCAGUUGGGUUUGUGCACAGCAAACUGAUUGGUUCCCAGAUGACUGGAUCAGCUACCAUGGAAUUGAUGCAUGUAACGGAUUGGUUCCCGACUCUAGUUAAGUUAGCAAAGGGAAACCUGAACGGAACCAAACCUCUUGAUGGAUUUGAUCAAUGGGCGACAAUAAGUAACGCAGGGGACAGUCCACGCCAAGAGAUACUACACAACAUAGACCAACUCUUCAAACCCUCGGGCAGACCUCUCUACAAUGGCACCUUCGAUACAACUAUAAGAGCGGCUUUGAGAGUUGGAGACUGGAAAAUCAUCACAGGCGACCCAGGUAACGGAAGCUGGAUUCCGCCUCCGGAGUACGGUUUGCCAGUAAGAGAUGCUCACGAACAAACGACUGGACUAAACGCCAAGAACCUUUGGUUGUUUAACAUUAUGAAAGAUCCUACGGAGCAACAUGACAUGUCCGAAACAGAGCCAGGAAUAGUGACAAAAAUGUUAGAUAAGCUUAGAGAUUACCAGAAAUCUGCGGUACCGUGUGUGUAUCCAAAGCCGGAUCCCCGUUCGGAUCCGGCAAAACUAGGUGGAUUUUGGGGACCUUGGGAAUAGCGAACGUAUUAUUGUAUAAUAACCGAAAACAUAUUUUUUUUUUCAAAAUAUAUACUUGCUUAGUACAACAAUAUUUUUGGUAUGUAUUGCUGUUAUCAUUAUUAUUUUGAUUAUUAAAAUCCACUCUCUA
This is a messenger RNA of Mya arenaria, 1819 nucleotides long. RefSeq names its product arylsulfatase B-like. The record is from RefSeq and is a predicted model, not a curated record. The coding region runs from base 193 to 1689 and encodes 498 amino acids. NCBI's taxonomy places the organism in Eukaryota, Metazoa, Mollusca, Bivalvia, Myida, Myidae. The transcript is spliced from 9 exons.